UGUGAACCCGCUUCAGUACAACGCUCCGUAAAAAAGCGUUGAUUCUGUUGGAUUUGAUCUCUUUGCCUCGCCUCCAAACAGCACCGCACUCAACCGCAAAAGAAAGAAUCGAGUUUCGGAUCUAAGAAUGGGGAGAGGCAAGAUUGUAAUUAGGAGGAUCGAUAAUUCGACGAGCAGACAGGUGACUUUCUCGAAGCGAAGGAGUGGACUGCUGAAGAAGGCGAAAGAACUGGCGAUCCUUUGUGACGCCGAUGUUGGAGUCAUCAUCUUCUCCAGCACCAGCAAGCUUUAUGAAUACUCCAGCACCAGCAUGAAAACACUAAUAGAACGAUAUAACAAGACAAAAGAGGAGCACCAUCAGCUUGGUUUCUCGACUUCAGAAGUCAAGUACUGGCAAAAGGAAGCAGCAAUGUUACGGCAACAACUGCAGAGCUUACAAGAAAAUCAUCGGCAGAUGAUGGGUGAAGAGCUGACUGGUCUGAGCAUCAAAGAUCUGCAGAAUCUAGAAAACCAACUGGAGAUAAGUCUUCGUGGUGUCCGUAUGAAGAAGGAUCAAAUCUUAAUGGAUGAGAUACAAGAACUAAACAGAAAGGGAAACCUAAUUCACCAAGGCAAUAUGGAACUUUAUAAGAAGGUAAACCUAAUUCGUCAAGAAAACCUGGAAUUAUACCAAAAGGUCUAUGGAACAAAGGAUGCCAAUGGAGCAAGCAGUCUAACAAACGGCCUGGGUGUGGGAGAGGAUGCAGGUAUACCUAUCAGCCUUCAACUCAGCCAACCACAACAACAAAACCGUGAGGCACCAGAAAGAGCAACAAAACUGGGGUACAGUUGUGAAAAAAUGCAUUAAUUUUCAGUAAUGAAUACAAAUGAGCUUUUCCAAAGUCCCUAUUCCAAUCUUGUUGUUUUGAUGGUUGCAGCAGACUACAACUACACUAGCAAAAAGAGACCUUACACCAACCACGAAGAUGUUAAUCAUUUUGCAUCAAGAAAACGGUGUGAGGUUGCAAAUUAUCUUUCAAUCAACGAAUUGUGGUGGAGUAACGGAAUAUUCCAUAACCAAUGAAACCAGCUUUGUCUCGUUUGUGGUGAUUAAUACAAGGGAAUUUAUGUGAAGAGAAGGCUAUGUGCAACAAAAAAUAAUUGAAAUUGCAUCAGCAUACACACUUCAUUUUCCAGAAAUCUUAAGGUUUGCCACCUUCAUAAUAAUCAGCUAGGUUCAAAAGUUCGUGCUUGUUAUAGGACUGAUGUUGGAUAUUUUAUAAAGAAGGAAACAAGUUGAUUAAAAAGAACAUGAUUACCCAAAUUUCGCCCAACACUUGUAUAUGUUGAAUAUGAUGUACCCAAAAACCCCAACUAUCCCUGCCAGUCAUCAUCGCUUGCCACCCCCACCAGUCAUCGUACCUUUGUCAUUC
Cucurbita maxima (winter squash) is the source of this 1412-nucleotide messenger RNA. Its product is annotated as MADS-box transcription factor 23-like. Bases 128 to 847 code for a protein of 239 amino acids. The transcript has 8 exons. Gene Ontology annotation, cellular component: nucleus. Gene Ontology annotation, biological process: positive regulation of transcription by RNA polymerase II. The record is from RefSeq and is a predicted model, not a curated record. Gene Ontology annotation, molecular function: RNA polymerase II cis-regulatory region sequence-specific DNA binding; DNA-binding transcription factor activity, RNA polymerase II-specific; protein dimerization activity. NCBI's taxonomy places the organism in Eukaryota, Viridiplantae, Streptophyta, Magnoliopsida, Cucurbitales, Cucurbitaceae.